Molecule: messenger RNA, 1503 nt
Organism: Microthlaspi erraticum
Lineage: Eukaryota; Viridiplantae; Streptophyta; Magnoliopsida; Brassicales; Brassicaceae
Source: the annotation of a GenBank genome assembly
AUGAGCACUCAAGGAGAAAUGGAGGAGAGGCUAUUACGUGUAGGAUUAGAUGCUAAAGGUCAGAGCAAUAAUAGUAGAGAGAGUCUCUAUUUGAGAACGAAGGUUUGGAGUGAAGUGAGGAAAAUGUGGAGAAUAGCAUUACCUUCGUCUUUGUUCCGAAUUACUUCGUUUGGGAGCAUCAUUGUGGCUCAAGCCUUCAUAGGUCACUCCUCUGAGCUGGGCCUAGCCGCUUAUGCUCUCCUCCAAAGCACAUUCGUCCGCUUUCUCUACGGUCUAAUGGGUGGUAUGUCAAGUGCGACGGAGACGUUGUGCGGGCAAGCAUAUGGUGCAGAACAAUACCACACAAUGGGGAUAUAUCUACAACGUUCAUGGAUCGUUGACAUAGCCGUGACCACUUUGUUCCUACCUUUUAUUAUUUUUGCGGGUCCCAUUCUCCGUCUAUUAGGCCAAAACGUUGAGAUCACAAGAACCGUGGAUGAGAUAUAUCCUUGGAUCGUCCCUUAUGUUUAUAGCUUAAUUUUCACAAUGACUAUGCAAAUGUACCUCCAAGCACAAAUGAGGAACGCUGUCGUAGGCGUUCUCUCUACCUUGUCCUUAGCUCUUGACCUCUUGGUCACGUGGUGGUGUGUGAGUGUUAUGGGGAUGGGGAUUGGUGGUGCGCUCCUCGGGCUUAACGUGAGUUCGUGGGCUGUGGUAUUGGCCGAGUUUGUGUACGUUUUUGGAGGAUGGUGUCGGUUCACUUGGACCGGGUUUAGCACUGCGGCUUUUGUUGACCUAAUUCCUAUGCUUAAGCUAUCCAUUUCUUCAGGCCUCAUGAUUUGCUUAGAGUAUUGGUACAUGAGCAUACUUGUCUUAAUGGCUGGUUAUACAAAAGAUGCGAAUACCGCAAUCUCUGCUUUCUCAAUAUGCCAAUACAUAUAUACAUGGGAACUCAACAUAUGUCUUGGAUUCUUGGGUGCGGCUUGCGUACGAGUGGCUAACGAGCUGGGGAAAGGAGAUGCAGCCGCAGUAAGAUUCUCGAUAAAAGUGAUACUCACAGUAUCAACAGUGAUGGGAGUGUUGUUCUCGAUUCUAUGUCUAGCAUUCUGCGGUCAGAUUUCGUAUUUGUUCUCAAAUAGCAAAGAGGUUUCGGAGGCAGUGGAUGAUCUAUCGAUGAUCCUUGCCGUAUCAAUCUUACUCAACAGCAUUCAACCUAUACUCUCAGGGGUGGCAGUUGGAGCAGGAAUGCAAAGUAUAGUGGCAGUUGUGAACUUAGCUUCAUAUUAUGCAGUUGGUAUUCCUUUGGGUCUCAUCUUAACUUAUGUUUUCCAUCUUGGUGUUAAGGGACUAUGGUCAGGAAUGUUGGCUGGAAUUGCACUCCAAACAGUGGUGUUGUGUUAUAUCAUUUACAAAACUGACUGGGAACUAGAGGUUAAAAAGACAAGCGAACGUAUGAAAGUGUGGAGCCUGAAACCAUCCCAUGAAGAGUCGAAUCCUAUACGAGAGGAUGAUGAGAGCAAGUGA